This is a messenger RNA of Xyrauchen texanus (razorback sucker), 3285 nucleotides long. RefSeq names its product metal transporter CNNM1-like. Gene Ontology annotation, molecular function: transmembrane transporter activity. The coding region runs from base 1 to 2676 and encodes 891 amino acids. The record is from RefSeq and is a predicted model, not a curated record. Gene Ontology annotation, biological process: transport; magnesium ion homeostasis. NCBI's taxonomy places the organism in Eukaryota, Metazoa, Chordata, Actinopteri, Cypriniformes, Catostomidae. The transcript has 10 exons. Gene Ontology annotation, cellular component: plasma membrane.
AUGUCCUUCUACAAUCCACUCAGCAUCAUGGCUGCUGAUGCUGCGGAUGCUCUCCUCCCGCACCGCAUCCCAAGACCAUGCCUUCUGCCCCUGGUUCUCCUGAUCCUCACUGCUUUGCCCACACCGACCCGCGGGCUGCUGGGCUUCCGACCGGAGGACACGGGUGGAGAUCUGUCCGUGCAGGACGGGUUGCUGAAAGCGACCGAGGGGACGCGGUUCAUGUUGCGGGUGUACUAUGCAGCAUCCCCGCAGAGGCUCAACCGAACUGUCAGCAGCGGAACAGCCGCGCCGUGGAUCGCGUUCAUAGAGGAACCGGAGUCGGGCAGAGAGGGGCAGGUGCAUCCCAAACAGAACUUGUGCGUGGAAGAGAGCGCCAGGAGUUCGGAUAUCGAGCUGCUCGGGUCUUUCAAGUCCGCCUCAAGCCAAAACUCCAUCCUGGUGAAGCUACUCGCCAAAGACCUCCGCAGAGGAGAGAAUAUCAAAUAUUAUUCCAUGUGCGCCUUUGAUGGGUUCAAGUGGGAGCACUAUAGGACGCGAGAAUUCUGGCUGGCGGUGGUGGAGCGGCGGCCGCAUACGGACGGAUGGUUGCAGGCGGGUCUGUCGGUGCUGCUGCUCGCGUUGUCAGCGCUGUUCAGCGGGCUGGUGAUCAGCAUGCUCGCGCUGGACCCGGUGGAACUCAGAGUGCUGCAGAACAGCGGCACCGAGAAGGAGCAAAAGUACGCGCACAAGAUCGAGUCCGUGCGCAAGCACGGCAACUAUGUCCUCUGCACCUUAGUUCUGUGCAACGUGCUCACCAACACUUUCCUGGUGGUGUGGAUGUGCCAAAUCCUCGGGCUGACGCCUGUCGCCACUGCGGCAUGCACUUUUCUCAUCUUCUUCAUCGGAGAGAUCCUCCCGCAUUCCGUUGCAUCCAGACACGGGCUGGCUAUUGCAUCCAAGACUGUAUGGCUGACCAAGAUGUUGAUGCUGAUCACUUUUCCCAUCACAUACCCCAUCAGUAAAUUACUAGACAAUAUGCUGCACCAGGAAAUCAGUAACUUCUACACCCGUGAGAAGUUACUGGCAAUGCUGCGAGUUACUGACCCAUAUCAUGACCUGGUGAAAGAGGAGCUGAACAUCAUACAGGGAGCUCUGGAACUCAGGACCAAAACGGUGGAAGAUGUUCUGACCCCUCUCAAUGACUGCUUCAUGCUGGCCUCGGAUGCCAUACUGGACUUCUACACAAUGUCAGAUGUGAUGCAGAGUGGGUACACUCGCAUCCCUGUGUUUGAGAAUGAAAGAUCCAAUAUUAUCGAUAUUCUGUUUGUCAAAGAUCUGGCAUUUGUUGAUCCGGAUGAUUGCACCCCGUUAAAAACCAUCACUCAGUUCUACAAGCACCCACUGCACUGUGUCUUUAAUGACACCAAGCUGGAUGCAAUGCUGGAGCAGUUCAAGAAAGGGAAAUCUCAUUUGGCCAUCGUACAAAGAGUGAAUAAUGAGGGAGAAGGAGAUCCUUUCUAUGAGAUCAUGGGCAUUGUCACGCUUGAGGAUGUCAUCGAGGAGAUCAUCAAGUCUGAGAUUGUGGAUGAAACUGACCUUUACACUGAUAACCGUACGAAGAGGAGAGUGUCUCACCAUGAGAGGAAGCUGCAAGAUUUCUCCAUAUUUAAACUGUCCGAGAGUGAAAUGAAGGUCAAAGUUUCACCACAGCUCCUGCUCGCAACACAUCGCUUUCUGGCUACAGAAGUAGAGCCUUUUAAAUCAACGCACCUCUCAGAGAAGAUCCUAUUGCGAUUAAUCAAGCACCCGAGUGUGUUGCAGGAACUGAAGUUUGAUGAGAAAAACAAACGUUCACCAAAGCACUACCUCUUCCAGCGCAACAAGCCAGUGGAUUAUUUCAUCCUCAUAUUGCAGGGUCGAGUGGAGGUAGAGAUUAGUAAAGAGGGACUAAAGUUUGAAAAUGGUCCCUUCACAUACUAUGGCUUACCUGCUAUCAUGACCAUCUUACCAACAGUCCACAGAUCACCAUCAAGGAGCAGUGGUUUAAAUAAUUCGGAUACUACGAUCCAUGGCGGCAGCCUGGGUCAACUGAGUAUAAGUGGUGGACCGUAUUUACCAGACUACACAAUACGUCAGCUCACCGAUCUACAGAUCAUUAAGAUCACUCGUAACCAUUAUCAGAAUGCCCUGACAGCGACACGCAUGGACAGCUCUCCUCAAUCGCCUGACUCAGACACCCAUGUGCCCGGGGAGAGAAUGACCAUCCCAGAGACACGUUCUAACAGCAUCGCCCUUCCCCUGACAGAACGACGGCCCUGUCUGACCCGUUUCCACCAGCACAGUCACCUCUACAGACAGCCAGACAGCACCACAACACUUAACAAGAGAAACCGCAUUGUUCGAAGUAAGUCAGAUGGACAGAAAAGCCCCAGUGAUUCUGUGUUCCUGCGAAUGGAUGACAUCCCAUACAUAAGAGAAAAUCUUUUGGAGAGAAAAGAAGGAAAAAAUGCUUUGGCCAUACCCAUGGAAACAGACCUGUCUACAUCGCAGCUCAUCAGCUCUCACUCUUUGGCCAGCUCAGAUGAGAACCCAGGGAAAAAACUGCUGCGGAAACUGAGCAACAACAAACAAAAGAGGUCUCGUGAUGGAGACAAACCUCUGGAAGACAAUCUUGAACAUUCACAGGUCAAGACCUAGCAUUUAAUGUGUGGGUUUGCUUCUCUCUCUCACUCUCUCCUUCUUCUCCCACAAAUGUGAAAUAUUCUCCAGCCUUCCUCUGGAUAUUGAGUGAGAAAAAGCACAACCCAAUCUACACAGUUCAACAGAUGUAGCAUCAUGAAACCUUGCCAUCAGCAUUGCAGUGGACUCCAACACCAGGUAGAUGCUCAAUACCAGAGGAAUACACUGUUGCAACAAGCCCGAAAUUUCCACCAUCAGGCCUCAAACAUGCAGCAAUAUACAUUUGAUUAUUUUUAAUUUUUUAAUUGAUGAGAGUUGACAUAUUACAGUUUUGAUGGCAGUUUAUAAUGAUGUCAUCUCUAGUCACUGUGGUAAUGACGCUCUGACCUCUGACCCUGGCAAAUCCAGCAAGCACAAGCCUGGAGACAAAAAAACAACCAUCUGACCACUGAGAGAACAGAGCAUCGAGUACAUCACAUGAUAUGGUCAUCUUUUGUUAAUUAUCUGGAAUUAAUUGACAAAGUGUUAAUUGUGUGGUUUUUAUAUUAUAUUAGCUGAGAGAUAUAUGUCAGGCUGUGCCUGGAAAUCAGUCAAGAGAAUUUAUUGACAUCAAAGCACUUUGCGAUA